UCAGCCCAGCCGAGCCGGCCCCGAAGGCUUGGGACGCUGAUCCUCAUCCAGUCCCUUGGAGAACCGACGGCGGGGCUCUGCAAGCGUGCGCCCUGGGCGCGCGCGUCGGAACGCCUUUCCCUCCAGGCAAAGCAGCCCACCGAGCGGGACGCCGCGCCCUUGGACCCUCCUGGUGGCUUUGGAAGAGGCAGCCUUCCUUUCUCCUGGCUGGAGAUGGCUUUGCCUCCUGGGCGGGUCUGCCUGAGCUGCGGAGCCGGGAUUUUGCUCAGUUUCCUGGUCACCCUUCCCUGGAGGAAGACGCUGGCCUUCACCAUUCCUGCAGAAAACCACGCCACAAAAGGUUCUGGUCCCUUCCCUCUGGUGUUUGAGACGCCAACAGUGGUCUAUGAAUAUGUGUCUGAUCUGCUGGACUGGUGGCACGCCAACAUCUACUGCCAGCAGCGUUUCGCUCAGUUGCCCUCGGAGAGCUGGGAGGACGAUCUCUCGUCUUUGGGCCAAAACUUCUCCCGCCGGCUCCAAAGCACCAUCUGGAUAAAUGAGGAGGAACUCUUUCAACGGAAGCCAAAGCAGAGGCGAGUCCACUCCCCCUCCAUCUUGAUAUUCAUGAACAAAACAGACACCAAGUUUGUGAAGGUUCUGGCUGACUUCCCGGCCAUGGCCGCAGUGAGCGCUUGUGCCCACGUCCAGUGGGACCCCACGGCCACAGACGUCUCGACUGUCUUUUCCUAUGCGGUCCCAGCCUUCACCAACGAAUUCCAGCUACGGGGCAUCGUCGACAAGGACCAAUUUGUCAAGUUUGCCAUCAUCCUUCAUGGUCAUCACUCCCCUUACCUGCCGGUCUUCCGCACCGACAAACGGUGGCACCACUUCUGCGUCACGUGGCAGCAGCCCAACGGCUCUUGGGUCAUCUACGCCGAUGGGACGCAGAAGGCCUCAGCCGCCGGACUUGCCCCUUCCCGAGCCCUUGAUGGCCACGGGACGUUCAUCAUUGGACAAGAUCAGGAUUCCCUGGGUGGUGCUUUCAAGGAGAAAGAAUCCUUCAGUGGGAAUCUCACUGACCUUCAAGUUUGGGGGAGGGUGCUCAGCCAAGAGCAGGUGGAGAAAGUCCGCUCCUGUGUGUCCAUCAAGGAAGAUCUCAUCUUUGACUGGAGGAGUGACCUCUUAGAAGUGGAAAUAAGUGUUCAAGAGGCCACGGUGCAGCUCACCUGCCCAGCCCCCGUGGAAGAAUGUCGUGUUUUCAAGGUCACCCAUGGAAGCCAACACAGUCCCUGCUCAGUGAAGUUACCUUUUGUCUGUCGCUACGGAAAAGAUCUUUACUUUCAGCUGAAGAAAACCCAGUCAGAACCUGUCCCACCGUUUAUUGCUCGUGUGAAUGCCCAGGCGAAUAUGACCGUGAUUCCCGAGAACGUCUUCCAGGCGGAUGUCCGAGCGGUGACUAUUUCGGCCGCAGCUAAUAGAUUGGGGGUUGUGGAGAAGAUCCUGUCCGAAGCCCAACCUCCUCCUCUGGAUGCCUCUUCUCUCCUGGGGGUCUUCCAGCUUUUGAAAGAGGUGUCCGAGGUAGAGGUGGUAGAACCAGGUCAACUGGCAACCCUGGAAGAGCUGGGCCAACAUUAUGUGGAGGUUACAGGGAGACUCCUGGAGCAGGACAAUACAGAUCAUUGGUCUGAGACCAAGCCGAUCAUUGGGGGACCCAUGAAGGUGGUGGAAAACGUGGACAAAAUGGCUUCCAGCCUCCAUCAGCUCCUGAGCCCCAACAGAGGGAAGGUUACCUUUCACAGUAAGAACAUCGGGAUUGAGGUGCGACGGGCAGAGCUGGGCCCAGAGAGAGCUGGCAGCGGGGGCUCCCUGAUGCCAACCCACCGUUGGGACCAGCUGGAUGCCAUCGAGAUCCCAGCAGAAGAAAUGGAGCGCCUGAGAGCGAGGGGCCUGCGUCAAAUCACCCUCACCAAUACGUGGUACAGCUAUGGGGCCCUCCAGCGCCUUCUCGCCAGCAGCAGUGCUGUGAUCAAAGACGCCGCUGUGUCAGACGGAGGACAGAGGCAUCUGAGCACGCAGGUGGCCUCUUCCAUUAUCUCCUCCAGCUUGGUCAGCAACUACAAGGAAAUCAGCACGUCUGUGCGCUACCGUCUGCGGCAUCGGGUUCAGGCUUUACCGGACCAGCUUGUGGAACCAGUUUGUGCUUUUUGGAACUUCAGCGGAAGUCCUGAAGGUGUUGGCGGCUGGUCCACCAGAGGUUGCUCAGUGUCUUCUUCUCAGAAAGAUCUAACCACCUGUGCCUGUAACCACACCACCAACUUUGCAGUCUUGCUACAGGUCUAUGAAGUCCAGAGGAGUUUAGAGGAGGAGUCCACCCUGAAGACCCUGACAUUUGUUGGCUGUGGUGUGUCCUUCUGUGCCUUGAUAGUCACCUUUGUGCUCUUCUUAGCCGUUGGGGUCCCCAAAAGCGAGCGAACCACGGUGCAUAAAAACCUGAUCUUCGCCCUGGCUGCUGCAGAGGCCUUGCUCAUGUUCAGUGAAUUGGCCAAGAUCAACCAGGGCGUCUGCUUUGCUGUCACGGCCUUUCUCCACCUUUUCUUCAUGGCGGCCUUCGCUUGGAUGCUGGUGGAAGGUCUUCUGCUCUGGAGCAAAGUGGUGGCCGUCAACAUGAGCGAAGAUCGGAGGAUGCGUUUCUACUAUGUGACCGGUUGGGGGCUUCCUGUGCUGAUUGUGGGUGUCACCUUGGCCACUUCGUUCAACAAAUACGUGGCGGACAAUCACUGUUGGCUGAAUGUGCAGACAGAGGUCAUCUGGGCAUUCGUGGGACCUGUCCUCUUUGUCCUAACGGUGAACACCUUUGUGCUGUUCCGGGUGGUGAUGGUGACAGUCUCCAGUGCACGGCGGCGGUCACGGAUGCUGACCCCCAACAGCAGCCUGGAGAAGCAGAUUGGGGUUCAAAUCUGGGCCACCACCAAGCCCAUUUUGGUGCUGCUGCCUGUCCUGGGCCUGACCUGGGUGUGCGGCAUCCUCGUUCACCUCAGCAUCACCUGGGCUUACAUCUUCAUCAUGCUAAACUCCCUCCAGGGCCUCUACAUAUUCCUGGUCUACGCACUCUAUAAUAGUGAGGUGCGCAAUGCCAUCCAGAGAAUGAGAGAGAAGAAAAAAGCCCUCUCCUUCACGAACUGCUCCCACCCUGUCAAUUAUCUGUCAAGCCCCAGGAACACCUCCUGGGAGAUGGCCAGAUUCAACCCAACCACUCCGGAAAGUACAUCCUGUUCCACCGAGAAGGACACCACGUCCAAGAGCAAAGGGAACUUCACUGCCAAAAUCCCACGGACUGUUUCAUCAAUUAUGUCGCCAGAGAAACCGACAUAUGGACUACAAAUCACACCAUCCUUUAGGGCUCCAGCAACAAGAAGGCUGCGCCACUGUGAGGCUGUACAACUGACUGCCUUCAAAUCAUCAGGCUUAUGAGCCGAGCUGUUCCCAGCGACGUAUCUCCAACCGAUGACUGUUGAGGGACAAAAAAAAACAACAACAACAGAAGAUGGAGAAGUGUGUGGAGGGUUCCUUUUCCAACCCCUUUCGGAUGCUGGCUCCGCAGUUAGGAUUUACUAACCAAGAUGCUUUCCUCACCGUUUCCCACGUCCCCAAGUUCCCUUGCUGUGGAUUGUGGCUUAUUUGGGUAUCCCAAAGGUGCCUUUUCUGGAGGCCACUGGACUUUCUUGUUUCUCUUUGAAGAUGUUUUGCUUCUCGUCCCAGAAGCUUCUUCAGCUUUGACAAGAUGGUGGGGAAUGGAA
Molecule: messenger RNA, 3776 nt
Organism: Crotalus tigris (Tiger rattlesnake)
Lineage: Eukaryota; Metazoa; Chordata; Lepidosauria; Squamata; Viperidae
Gene: ADGRD2
Product: adhesion G protein-coupled receptor D2
Exons: 27
Coding region: 214-3450 (1078 amino acids)
Biological process (GO): cell surface receptor signaling pathway; adenylate cyclase-activating G protein-coupled receptor signaling pathway
Cellular component (GO): membrane
Molecular function (GO): G protein-coupled receptor activity
Source: RefSeq, a predicted model, not a curated record